CUUAGGUUUCACUUUUGCAGCCAUGUGAGUGUGGUUUGUGGAAACGAAACCCAGCGUUAACGCGGUUACACCGUCCGGAUUUAAGCAGCUGGCAGUAAAGUAGUCGCCGCGCGUUCGUCGGAGCGCCGAGCAGGAGAGAAGCUUGGUGAAAGAGGAGGAUGGAUGGAGUCAGCUGGAGCACAAGGGCCCCGGAGUCGUUCAGCCGGUCCAGGACGGCAGCAGACACCCUGUCCAGGCUCGCCACCUUCAUAGCACACGCUGAGACCAAACAGCACACACGAAACCAGAGACAGCGGCCUUCCCACCUGCUCACAAACGUUUGUCCAGAGUGUGGAAAGGGCUUCAUGUAUGCAACAGAUCUGUUGCACCACCAGGAGUUAAAACACACGUUACCCAAACCUCACCGGUGUUCUUCCUGUGGGCAGGAGUUCUCCCUGAGGUCGUCCUUACAGCUACACAAGUGCGAUCGUGAUUCCUCCCCGUGUGAACUUUGCCAUGGAGAGUCACAGCUUGGCUCUCCGUGCCCUGCAUGUACGACUCGGACCUCCGAUCCCAGCAGGCCACAGGAGAAAUCACUUCACCGUCAGCCGCACCUCCUGGACAGUAGCCCUUACGCUUGUGCCCCGUGUGGCAGAGGUUUCAGCCAGAAGCAGGCUCUGCUGCACCAUCAGCAGGCCGGUUGUAGUGAACCACCAUCCCCGUCAGAUAUAAUCGAUGCCAAGAGCCUUCCAGAUGACUCUCCUCCAGUUUCUGAGGGAGACUCAACCCGCUCUGAUUCUUCAGACACCCCGGGUCCCAGCAGCAGAGCUGUCAGUGUGUGCCAGUAUUGUUCGAGAACCUUCCGCACAGAGGCUGGACUGCAACGCCAUAAACAGACCAACCAUGCUAAGGAGCGGCUAAUGGCUCCACAGGGACAAAAGACCAAAGGAGAAUGUACUGGUGGAGAAACAAGGAAAGGAGUGAAUACCAAUGUGAAUGGAGAUCCAAAUGUAAGGCCUAAAUCCAAAAAGAAGCUUCUGAACUGUCGAUCUUGUGACAUGGUUUUCAGAAGCACCUCUAAGCUCUAUGUGCACAGAAAAGAGAAGCACAGCAGAGAGAAAAAUAUUAGGAGAGAACCAAGGCCAGUCAUCAGCAAGCGCAAGAGUGGAGACACGUUUCCAUGUCAGGUCUGUGGCAAAGUUUUCUUCCAUCACCUCUCACUUAGGGCACAUUACAGACGGCACACGGCCUCAAGCUUCAACACAGUCAGAAACAAGAGCCAGUCUGUAGGAUGCACCACCAAAGACUCCAAGUUAUCAGAAAAUAGACCAAAUAAAACAAAAACCAGCGUAGCAGAUAACAAGACUAUUAGGGCUGGUCCAGGGAGGCCCAGGAAAGUGGCCAGAUUAGAGACCAAGGUGAGCGAUCUCAGAAGCAAGGAAGUGCCUAAAGUGGAGGAGGAAGGGGUGGAGGAGGAGGAGGAGGAGAGAGAGUUCCCCUGCCCCUCCUGUCCAGAGGUUUUCUCUGUGCAGUCACAGCUGAGGGAGCAUGUGGAGCUCCACCAGUCCUCCAUGAAGAGGAGACAGUGCAGUGUGUGCACCAAUGAGAUGGACACGUGUAAAUGGCCUGGCUCAAAGAGGCAGAGGCUGUACCACUGUGUGCCCUGUCAGCAGGGCUUCUCAGCACUGGACUCUUUCCUGGAACACUGUCAGGAGCACCUGCGAGUCAGGGUGGAGGAGGACAGCAUCACAGAGAGCUACACACAGCAGGCCAGCAAAGCCUGAGGUUCGGUUUGAAUGUCAUCAGCGAUUGCCUUGAAGUGUUAGAGAGCGGAGAGCGACGAAGUCUGUGAAAUUCUCGUUGAUUAAGCGGUUCAUUCACUGAGCAUUGAGAACUUUUAUAUCUACGCUGUUGGUUUAAUUAGUUUGAUGGAAUUUAUCCUGACCAACAUGACAAGGGUUAACGGCAAGGGAUUGUUAAAGGACCAUACCAGAGUUUUUGCAUGUUUUAUUUGAGUAUAAAUCACAGAUACUUGACUGCCAGUUAUUUUCUAAACCAUACCACCAUUUUUUUUCUUCAUUCUUUAACUGUACAGCAUGGAAAUCAUUUUGCCUGAGAUCCAUCACAGUGACCAUUUAGUUAGUAAACUAGAAAGCUGAACAUUGUGGUGUGUUAAUGUGCUGCUUAUGGGACAGUCCACCAUCUAAGAUUUGAAACACAUUAGAUAUUUUUCCAUAUGAACCCUGGACCAUGUCUGGAGAAUCAGGUCUGGACACUGUCCCGAGUUUCACACAUACAGCACACAAUUGGAGAACACACCUACUGGAAAUACUCUGGUUUAGGAAAGGUUUGAGUGCAUGUGUGAAAGCAGCUUUACAGAGCAGGGAUGCAUUCACAGGUCAUGUU
Molecule: messenger RNA, 2385 nt
Organism: Toxotes jaculatrix (banded archerfish)
Lineage: Eukaryota; Metazoa; Chordata; Actinopteri; Toxotidae
Exons: 2
Coding region: 159-1763 (534 amino acids)
Biological process (GO): regulation of transcription by RNA polymerase II
Molecular function (GO): DNA-binding transcription factor activity, RNA polymerase II-specific; RNA polymerase II cis-regulatory region sequence-specific DNA binding
Source: RefSeq, a predicted model, not a curated record